Messenger RNA from Suillus plorans, 603 nucleotides. RefSeq lists its product as uncharacterized. Bases 1 to 603 code for a protein of 200 amino acids. Lineage: Eukaryota; Fungi; Basidiomycota; Agaricomycetes; Boletales; Suillaceae. The record is from RefSeq and is a predicted model, not a curated record. The transcript is spliced from 4 exons.
AUGGGUAACUUUCGUUAUUAUUCCCAGAAAUCUCUUCCACCGGAAUCAUCUGUCACCCGUCUCUCCCACCCAUCUUUCAUUCGCCGUUUGUGGAACGUCAUUUCACGACACUGUCCGCCUGCAAACGAAUCUGUUUCGGGAGAACGCCCCAACCGUAGUUUCUUUGCUCGUCGUGCUCGCUCAAAUCCGCCUGUAACUAUUUUACCCAGCCAACCGACAACAGCAUGGAAGGUCCGACUGGAAGAAGAAGACGAUUUGGAGGAAGAUGAUAAAGAUGAUGAUCCUUCCGUGAACACUCAGACGUGCACAAGUAAACUACAAGAAUGUGGAAGCAAGCAAGGGAAUGAAUCUCUUAUCGACAUUCAGGGCCCACCUCCCUAUGAUCUCACUCCCCAUACUGAGCUCCACAGCGAAGAACAUAGAAACUUCUGGAGACGGGUAAUGCAGAGCCCGCCUCCCUAUAAUCUUGCUCCCCUUGCUGAGCUCCGCAGCGAAGAGAAUAGAAGCUUCUGGAGACGGCUAUGCACAUUUGAACGAAGGAGCCUAGUUUCAUCAAAUCGGCUCCAGGGUUUGAGUCUUUGCGGUGCUCUAUUCUGGCACUGA